GAUAGUGCCCGCUGCUGCCUAUAAAGGAUCAUUUUGGUCCUCAAUCGCUGAGACGUACAGAAACAUGAGGAAGAUGCUGCUCUGGGCGGGACUGUUCCUGCUGCUACACUUACAGCUGGGCUCCGCCUAUAAACUGGUUUGUUACUUUACAAACUGGUCGCAGUACCGACCAGAACCAGCAAAGUUUAUGCCAGGGAACAUUGACCCGCAGCUGUGCACUCACCUUAUGUACGCCUUCGCCACUAUGAACGAUAACAAGAUUGCGCCAUAUGAGUGGAAUGAUGAUGUUCUCUACAAGCAGUUUAAUGACUUGAAAAAACAGAAUCCAAAUUUGGUCACACUAUUGUCUAUUGGUGGUUGGAACUUGGGAACACAAAAAUUCACAACAAUGGUGUCUAGUGCUGCCAACCGUAAGAUCUUCAUCGAUUCUCUUAUUGAACAUUUGCGAAAAUAUGAUUUUAAUGGUAUUGACCUUGACUUUGAGUACCCAGGAUCUAGAGGCAGCCCACCUGAAGACAAGCAAAGAUUUACUAUCCUGACAGAGGAAAUCCUGGCUGCCUUCAUUGCAGAAGGAGUUGCCACAAAUCGUCCAAGACUCCUGGUAACAGCAGCUGUCUCUGCUGGAAAAGGAACCAUUGAUGCAGGCUAUGAGAUUGCUAAGGUUGGAAAGACCCUAGAUUUUAUCUGUGUUAUGACGUAUGAUUUCCAUGGUGGUUGGGAUCCAAUAUCCGGACACAACAGCCCCCUGUGCCAAGGGUCCACAGACAAUGGAGACAUGGUGUAUUUCAACACCAGAUAUGCUAUGAACUACUGGAAAGAUAAUGGCGUCCCUGCAGAAAAGCUCAUUAUGGGAAUUCCAACUUAUGGACGAACCUUUAGGAACCCAAAUCCAAGUCUAUGUGACGUAGGGAUCCCAGUGUCUGGUGCAGGUUCUUCUGGGACUUAUACCCGGGAGGCUGGCUUUUGGGCCUACUAUGAGAUCUGCACCUGGCUAAAAGGAACAACAGUGAAAUGGAUUCCAGACCAGAAGGUACCAUAUGCCUGCAAGGACAAUGAGUGGGUCGGAUUUGACAACAAACAGAGCUAUGAGUGCAAAGUAAAGUUCCUGAAGGACAGUGGCUUUGGUGGUGCUAUGGUCUGGGCUAUGGAUCUGGAUGAUUUCCUUGGUACUUCCUGCAAUGAGGGCAAAUAUCCAUUGAUCAAUCACCUGAAAUCUCUGUUGGAAGGUUCAGUCACAAACUGCCCUGGAGAUCCCUGUGACUCCUCACAACCUCCCCCAGUUGUACCCACUAAUCCCCCUGUAACAACUACUGGAAGUGUGACCACAUCCUCACCGUCAGACACCACUAAACCACCAGCUGGUACUGAGGUCGACCCUAACUACUGUGCUGGUAAAAUUGAUGGUUUCUACGUGAACCCUGUAAAUGCCAACAGGUUCUACCAGUGUGCAGCAGGCAUUACCUACUCUCAGCAGUGUUCAGCAGGGACUGUGUUUGACUCCAGCUGUACAUGCUGCAACUGGCCCUAAGAAGAUCUUCACAGCCUAAUUUAUCUAUAGCAACUGCAAUCUCAAUAAAUUCACAGCUAAAUAUGCAACAUUGAAA
Bombina bombina (fire-bellied toad) is the source of this 1604-nucleotide messenger RNA. Its product is annotated as acidic mammalian chitinase-like. The record is from RefSeq and is a predicted model, not a curated record. Gene Ontology annotation, biological process: chitin catabolic process; carbohydrate metabolic process. Gene Ontology annotation, molecular function: chitinase activity; chitin binding. The transcript is spliced from 11 exons. The coding region runs from base 65 to 1528 and encodes 487 amino acids. Gene Ontology annotation, cellular component: extracellular region. Lineage: Eukaryota; Metazoa; Chordata; Amphibia; Anura; Bombinatoridae.